This is a messenger RNA of Brassica oleracea var. oleracea, 850 nucleotides long. Its product is annotated as DNA-directed RNA polymerase V subunit 7. Gene Ontology annotation, biological process: DNA-templated transcription initiation; DNA-templated transcription. Bases 104 to 640 code for a protein of 178 amino acids. Gene Ontology annotation, molecular function: single-stranded RNA binding; single-stranded DNA binding. NCBI's taxonomy places the organism in Eukaryota, Viridiplantae, Streptophyta, Magnoliopsida, Brassicales, Brassicaceae. The record is from RefSeq and is a predicted model, not a curated record. The transcript is spliced from 2 exons.
UCUCUCUUUUGCUCGCAUCGCAUCGUUAAUUCUCGGAAGCUCUCUCUUGUCGAUUCUCGUGUCUUUCCCCACCUUCGGAACUCUAAAGCAAAGGGGCUGAAACAUGUUUCUCAAAGUCGAGUUGCCAUGGAACGUGAUGAUCCCAGCCGAAAACAUGGAUGCGAAAGGUCUCAUGCUGAAGAGGACCAUUCUGAUUCAGUUGCUAGAGGCCUUUGCUUCGAAGAGAGCAACCAAGGAGCUUGGCUACUACUUAACAGUCACAUCUCUAGACAAGAUCGGAGAAGGCAAAAUCAGGGAGCACACCGGUGAGGUCAUGUUCCCUGUCGUUUUCAGCGGGAUGACCUUCAAGAUCUUCAAAGGAGAGAUACUUGAGGGUGUGGUGCACAAGGUGCUGAGGCACGGUGUCUUCAUGAGGUGUGGUCCUGUCGAGAACGUCUACCUCUCUCACGUCAAGAUGCCUGAUUACAAGUACCUCCCGGGAGAGAACCCCAUCUUCAUGAACGAGAAGAUGUCUAGGAUUCAGGUUGACACUUUGGUUAGGUUUGUGGUGAUUGGGACCAAGUGGAUGGAAGUAGAGAAGGAGUUUCAGGCGUUGGCUAGCCUUGAAGGGGACUAUCUUGGACCCAUCUCUGAAGAGUGAAUCUGUCUGGUCUCUUCAUGUGAUGGUGGUUUUGUGCAAUCUCUUAUGUUCGGUAAGUACUCUUUUAAGUUGCGCAGACAAUUAAUGACCUAGAAUUUCGAAUGUUGAUAUUCUCCACCUUUAAGAGAGGAAUGUUUGGACUAAUUUAGGUAUUUGAUGUUGGCUACAAUCCAUUUCUUGAGUUACUAAUCGAUUGGCGUCACUAGUAAA